This is a messenger RNA of Brassicogethes aeneus, 6411 nucleotides long. The record is from the annotation of a GenBank genome assembly. Lineage: Eukaryota; Metazoa; Arthropoda; Insecta; Coleoptera; Nitidulidae.
AUGGCGGAUGCCGCGGCCAGACAGCUUCAAUAUGAAUACAAAGCGAAUUCCAAUUUGGUCUUGCAAGCCGAUGUUAGGCUUAUUGAGAGAAGAAGUAGAGAUGAAGCCACAGGUGAAGUUAUGUCCCUUGUGGGCAAAUUGGUUGGCACCAAGAUGGGAGAUCGGGCACAAAGAACCAAACCUGGUAAAGCUGAAGAGCGAAAAGUCAAGAGACAAAAAAGAGAUGAAGCUCAAUAUGAUUUUACAAGAAUGAAGGGGGCAACCCUUUUAUCUGAAGGUGUAGAUGAAAUGGUGGGAAUUAUAUACAGACCAAAAACUCAAGAAACCCGCCAGACAUAUGAUGUGCUACUAAGUUUUCUACAAGAAGCUUUGGGUGACCAACCCAGAGAUAUUCUGUGUGGAGCUGCUGAUGAAGUAUUAUCAGUACUGAAAAAUGAUAGGUUAAAAGAGCGAGAGAAGAAAAAAGAAACAGAAACACUGUUGGGUCCAAUAGCUGAAGAAAGGUUUGCCUUGUUGGUCAAUUUGGGUAAAAAAAUAAACGAUUUUGGGAAUGAGGAGAAAGCAGCUGCUGGUGAAGAAAAUAUUGAUGAACAAUAUGGUAUUAAUGUUCAAUUUGAAGAAUCAGAAGAAGAAGAUGAUGAGGAUAUGUAUGGUGAAGUAAGGGAGGAAAUGGAGGCUGAGGAGGGAGAAGAAGCAAAAGAGGAUGGGGCUAUACAUUCAGAAAAUCUUGGCAGUGUUGAUGAGAUGAAAAAGGAAAAAAUCCUCCAUCCCUUGGAUAUUGAUGCAUAUUGGUUGCAAAGGCGCUUGUCCAAAAUAUACGACGAUGCCAUGGUCUCCCAAGCUAAGGCCAAUGAAGUUUUAAACGUUCUUAGGGAUGCCAAUGAUGAUAGAGAGUGUGAAAACCAAUUGGUUUUAUUAUUGGGCUAUGAUUGUUUUGAUUUUAUUAAGAUUUUAAAGAAACACAGGCAAAUGAUUUUGUAUUGCACUUUGUUGGCAAAAUCCCAAAGUGAUACAGAAAAACAGAAAAUCAAAGAUAAAAUGUCAGAAAAUCCAACUUUAGUAAAACUUUUGCGUCUUUUGGACUCUGGCAAAGGUGAAGAUGACAUGGAUGAAGACGAUUCAGAAGCAGCAACAUCCAGAAGAAAAAACGAUAAUGACGAUAUGGACCCAAAUAAUUGUGCUACAGUUCCUGGAAACCGCACAUUGGUCGAUUUUGAGGAUCUUGUUUUUGCGCAGGGCUCUCAUUUUAUGGCCAACAAAAGGUGCCAGCUACCAGAUGGUUCCUUCAGAAAACAGCGCAAAGGAUAUGAAGAAGUCCACGUUCCCGCGUUAAAACAAAAACCUUUCGGCGACAACGAGAAACUGCAGCCCGUCGAGGAUCUACCAAAAUACAUUCAACCAGUAUUCGAUGGUUUCAAAACUCUCAAUCGCAUCCAAAGUAGAUUGUACAAAGCCACCAUUGAAUCUGACGAAAAUAUACUUCUAUGCGCUCCUACGGGUGCCGGUAAAACUAACGUCGCCUUGUUGUGCAUGAUGAGGGAGAUCGGUAAACAUAUAAAUCCGGACGGAACCAUAAACUCAGACGAUUUCAAAAUUAUCUACGUCGCACCUAUGCGUUCUCUCGUACAAGAAAUGGUGGGCAAUUUCGGUAAGCGGUUGGCCAGUUACAACAUAACCGUUUCUGAGUUGACCGGAGAUCAUCAACUGACUAGGGAUCAAAUUGCGGACACGCAGGUUAUCGUUUGCACCCCUGAAAAAUGGGAUAUUAUUACUAGAAAAGGGGGUGAAAAAACGUUCACUUCAUUGGUGCGUUUGAUAAUUAUCGACGAAAUCCAUUUGUUACACGACGAAAGAGGUCCCGUUCUUGAAGCUUUAGUAGCCAGAACCAUACGUAUGAUAGAGUCCACGCAAGAAGAUGUAAGGUUAGUUGGCCUAUCUGCCACAUUGCCUAACUACCAGGAUGUAGCUACGUUCCUGAGGGUUAAUCCCGAUUCGGGAUUAUAUCAUUUCGAUAACAGCUUCAGGCCUGUCUCAUUAGAACAACAAUAUAUCGGGGUAACAGAGAAGAAAGCAUUGAAAAGAUACCAAGUGAUGAACGAAAUUGUCUAUGAAAAAACUAUGGAGCAUGCCGGUAGAAACCAAGUACUAGUCUUCGUACAUUCCCGCAAAGAAACAGGCAAAACCGCAAGAUCCAUUAGAGAUAUGUGCUUGGAGAAAGAUACUCUAGGACAAUUCUUGAGAGAAGGUUCAGCCUCUAUGGAGGUGUUAAGAACAGAAGCCGAACAAGUUAAAAACCACGAACUUAAAGAUCUACUUCCCUAUGGAUUCGCUAUCCAUCAUGCUGGUAUGUCGAGAGUUGACAGAACAUUAGUGGAAGAUUUAUUCGCCGACAGACAUAUUCAAGUGUUGGUUUCUACCGCCACAUUAGCUUGGGGUGUGAACUUACCGGCUCACACUGUAAUAAUCAAGGGGACGCAAGUAUACAAUCCAGAAAAAGGUAGAUGGGUCGAAUUAGGCGCUUUAGAUGUGCUUCAAAUGUUGGGUAGAGCGGGAAGACCUCAAUACGACACCAAAGGCGAGGGUAUAUUGAUAACAAACCACAGCGAGCUGCAAUACUAUUUGUCCUUGCUCAAUCAACAACUUCCCAUUGAAUCCCAACUAAUAUCCAAACUACCCGACAUGCUCAAUGCCGAAAUAGUCUUGGGAACGGUUCAAAAUGUUAAAGAUGCCGUUACAUGGCUGGGUUAUUCAUAUCUAUACAUUAGAAUGAUGCGGCAACCGACUUUAUACGGUAUAUCGCACGAUCAAGCCAAGAACGAUUCGCUUUUGGAACAGCAAAGAGCUGAUUUGGUUCACACAGCGGCUCUUCAUUUAGAUCGCAGCGGUCUUAUUAAGUACGACAGGAAGACCGGUCAGUUCCAAGUCACCGAACUCGGUAGAAUUGCUUCGCACUACUACUGUACUUUUGACACCAUGAGCACUUACAACCAACUGCUUAAACCUAUGUUGAGCGAGAUCGAGCUUUUCAGAGUUUUCUCGUUGUCAUCCGAAUUUAGGAAUAUUACCGUUCGUGAGGAGGAGAAAUUGGAACUGCAAAAAUUAAUGGAACGUGUACCGAUACCUAUCAAAGAAAGCAUGGAGGAACCGAGCGCCAAGGUUAACGUUUUAUUGCAGGCUUAUAUAUCCCAAUUAAAAUUGGAAGGUUUCGCGCUCAUGUCCGACAUGGUCUACGUUACCCAAUCAGCUUCCCGACUCAUGAGGGCCAUAUUUGAAAUAGUUUUGCACAAAGGUUGGGCUCAAUUGGCCGACAAAACUUUGGCUCUCUGUAAAAUGAUCGAUAAAAGAAUGUGGCAAUCCAUGUCGCCGCUAAGACAGUUCCGUAAGAUGCCCGAAGAAAUCAUCAAGAAAAUCGAAAAAAAGAACUUCCCCUGGGAGAGGCUCUACGAUUUGGGCCCCAACGAAAUCGGCGAGCUUAUUCGUGUUCCAAAACUAGGCAAGACCAUACACAAAUAUGUUCACCAAUUCCCAAAACUCGAGUUAUCAACUCAUAUACAACCAAUUACUAGGUCAAUGUUAAAAGUGGAACUGACCAUAACACCCGAUUUUCAAUGGGAUGAUAAGUUGCACGGAGCUUCGGAAGCUUUUUGGAUUUUAGUGGAGGAUGUGGAUUCAGAAGUCAUUUUGCAUCACGAAUUUUUUCUUCUCAAAGCUAAAUACUGUCAAGACGAACAUCUGAUUAAGUUCUUUGUACCAAUCUUCGAGCCUCUACCGCCUCAAUAUUUCUUGAGAAUAAUAUCCGAUAGAUGGAUAGGAGCUGAAACCCAACUGCCCGUGUCGUUUAGGCAUUUAAUAUUGCCUGAGAAAAAUUUCCCUCCCACUGAAUUGUUGGAUUUGCAACCGCUACCCAUAACAGCGUUAAGAAACGACCAAUAUGAAUCGCUUUAUUCUGAAAAGUUCCCGCAAUUCAACCCGAUUCAAACCCAAGUGUUUAAUACUGUGUACAACGGCGAUGAAAACGUGUUUAUUGGAGCACCGACUGGUUCAGGAAAAACCACAAUAGCCGAAUUUGCAAUUCUAAGAUUGUUCGAAAAGAACCCAGACGGACGUUGCGUGUAUUUGGUUCCGAAAGAUGCCCUGGCCGAGUUAAUAUUCGCCGAUUGGCACAAUAAAUUUGGGCAGGUUCUCGGCAAAAAAGUCGUUCUGCUUACAGGCGAAACCGGUACAGAUUUAAAGUUGCUGGGUAAAGGUCAAAUCGUCAUUACAACCGCAGAAAAAUGGGACGUGUUGUCCAGAAGAUGGAAGCAGAGAAAAAAUGUCCAAAACGUUAAUCUCUUCAUCGCCGAUGAACUUCAUUUAAUCGGAGGUGAGGAUGGUCCUGUUAUAGAAGUCGUGUGCUCCAGAAUGCGGUACAUUUCCUCGCAAAUCGAGAAACCCAUAAGAAUAUUGGCAUUAUCCUCCUCUCUAACGGACUACAGGGACGUCGCUCAGUGGUUAGGUUGCAACUCCAACGCCACGUUCAAUUUCCAACCAACCGUGAGACCAAUACCUUUGGAGCUACACAUCCAAGGUUUCAAUAUCACCCACAAUUUGUCCAGAUUGGUUGCCAUGGGCAAACCGGUUUACAAUGCCAUUCAUAGGUACAGCGUUCAUAGGCCCGUCAUUGUGUUUGUGCCGACAAGAAAACAAGCCAGGAUGACCGCCAUUGAUUUGUUAACCUACGCUGCUGCCGAAGGACAGCCCAACAAGUUUUUCCAUGCUGAAGAAGAGGACAUUAAGCCGUUUUUAGACCGUAUGUCAGAUAAGACCUUAAAAGAAACCCUGUCCCAAGGCGUCGCCUACAUGCAUGAAGGGCUUUCCGCAAGCGAUCUCCGAUUGGUCGAACAAUUGUUCGAUUCAGACGCUGUUCAGAUAGCGGUCAUCACUAGAGACCUCUGCUGGGCGGUGAACAUAUUCGCUCAUUUGGUUAUCAUUAUGGAUACGCAGUUCUACAACGGAAAACUUCACGCCUACGAAGAUUAUCCCAUUACAGAUGUCCAGCAGAUGGUGGGUAGGGCUAAUAGGCCGCUGGAAGACAACGAUGCUAAAUGUGUUUUGAUGUGUCAAACUUCAAAGAAAGAUUUCUUCAAGAAGUUCCUUAAUGAUCCUUUACCAGUUGAAAGUCACUUGGAUCAUAGACUCCAUGAUCAUUUCAACGCCGAAAUAGUAACGAAAACAAUCGAAAACAAACAAGACGCUGUCGACUAUUUGACCUGGACAUUCUUGUACCGGCGAUUGACACAAAAUCCAAACUACUAUAAUCUUCAAGGUGUGUCCCAUAGACACUUAUCGGACCAUCUGUCCGAGUUGGUGGAAAAUACUUUAUCCGAUUUAGAACAAUCGAAAUGCAUCAGCAUUGAGGACGAUAUUGAUUGCGUUCCACUUAAUCUGGGAAUGAUCGCUGCCUAUUACUACAUAAACUACACGACUAUAGAGUUGUUCAGUUUAUCUUUGAACAAUAAGACCAAGAUACGCGGUCUUCUGGAAAUCAUAUCAUCGGCUGCAGAAUACGAAAACAUCCCCGUCAGGCAUAGAGAGGAUAACAUUUUAAGACAACUCUCUCAGAAAUUACCCAACAAACUGACUUCUCCUUCAGGUGGUCAACCUAAAUUUAACGACCCCCACGUCAAAACUAACUUGCUGCUUCAAGCGCAUCUCUGUAGGCUUCAGCUUGGAGCUGAGCUUCAGGGAGACACUGAAAAUGUUUUGGGUAAAGCAAUUCGUCUGAUACAGUCUUGUGUUGACGUAUUGAGUUCCAAUGGUUGGUUAUCACCUGCUGUAGCUGCUAUGGAGCUCGCUCAGAUGGUCACUCAAGCCAUGUGGAGUAAGGAUUCAUACUUAAAACAAUUACCCCAUUUUAAUACUGAAAUUAUUAAACGGUGUUCGGAAAAGGGCGUCGAAACAGUGUUUGAUAUAAUGGAAUUGGAGGAUGAAGCAAGACUAAAACUUCUACAGUUAAGUGACACCCAAAUGGCUGAUGUAGCCAGAUUCUGUAAUAGGUAUCCAAACAUUGAACUAAGUUACGAAGUUUUGGAUAAGGAUAAAAUUCAUUCUGGAUCUUCCAUACAUGUUGCAGUACAGUUGGAAAGAGAGGAUGAAGCCAGUGGGCCAGUUAUUGCGCCAUUCUACCCACAAAAACGCGAGGAAGGAUGGUGGGUGGUAAUAGGAGAUCCAAAAUCAAAUUCGUUGCUUUCAAUUAAGAGGCUCACAUUACAGCAAAAAGCUCGUGUAAAGUUGGAUUUUGUCGCUCCAAGUCCGGGUCAUCAUGGCUAUACUUUGUAUUUCAUGAGUGACGCGUACUUGGGUUGCGAUCAAGAGUACAAGUUUUCUGUUAAUGUAGGUGAUUUCGAGUCUAGUGCCAGUGAUUCAGAUUAA